Drosophila pseudoobscura is the source of this 909-nucleotide messenger RNA. Its product is annotated as retinoid-inducible serine carboxypeptidase-like. Gene Ontology annotation, biological process: proteolysis. The coding region runs from base 1 to 909 and encodes 302 amino acids. NCBI's taxonomy places the organism in Eukaryota, Metazoa, Arthropoda, Insecta, Diptera, Drosophilidae. The transcript has a single exon. The record is from RefSeq and is a predicted model, not a curated record. Gene Ontology annotation, molecular function: serine-type carboxypeptidase activity.
AUGGAGGUCCGAUGGUAUGUGCUUUAUGGCAAUCAUUCAAUCGUGAUCGAGGUCAGGCCCGGAGGACACAUGUUCUACUGGCUGUUCUACACAAAAGAUGGGGAUGUUCCGAGCUGUGCUGACCGACCGCUGAUCAUCUGGCUACAAGGCGGUCCCGGUUCAGCCUCCACAUCGUAUGGAAAUCUAGCCGAAGUGGGUCCCAUCGAUUUGGACAGUCGGAUGCGUGACUCGACUUGGGUAAAACACUUCAACGUACUCUUCAUUGACCAGCCGCUGGGCACUGGCUUCAGCUAUUUGGAGGAGCAUACGAAAUUCCCGGAGAACAACAGGGAACUGGGAAGCGAUCUGGUCAGCUUUAUGAAAGGUUUCUAUGGCAGACACAGGGCAUUCCAGAAGGUUCCCCUGCACAUCUUCGGUCAGAGCUACGGGGCCAAGGUGGCGGCAGAAUUUGCUCUCCAGCUGCAGGAUGGACAAAAUCGUGGGCAGAUCUGUUUCCAACUGAUCUCUGUUAACUUGGUCAGUCCUUGGAUCUCCCCCCUGCACUCGGUAAUGUCCUGGGGCCGAAUACUUCUCAGAAUCGGUGCGGUUGAUGAACAGAUGUAUAAGAAAAUCCAUGCAGCUUCCCUCCAAGUUGCUCAUUUGAUGAGAAGGAAUCUCUGGAGCGAUGCGUCUAACCAGAUGUUCAUAGUGCAGCGGCUAAUAGCAGCUCAGAGAAUAGGUUUGUACAACUUUAUGGAUCGAUCUGAAGAGAGCACAGAACUUCGUGAGGCCCAGAUAAUGAAUGGUCCAGUCAGAAUUGCCCUAAAUCUCAGCGAUAAUCUCCAAUUCGAGGGUUCCAGCAACUUUGUCUUCGAUAGGCUUAGUAACGACUUCAUGAAACCCGCUCUGACCACUGGUAAGAUCAUCUGA